Triticum turgidum subsp. durum (durum wheat) is the source of this 1368-nucleotide messenger RNA. The record is from the annotation of a GenBank genome assembly. NCBI's taxonomy places the organism in Eukaryota, Viridiplantae, Streptophyta, Magnoliopsida, Poales, Poaceae.
AUGGAAGGCUCGGGUACGGCCGGCGCCCGCGGCGGUGGGGGCGGCGGGCCGGCGCCGUUCCUGCUGAAGACGUACGAGAUGGUGGACGACCCGUCGACGGACGCGGUGGUGUCCUGGAGCGACGCGUCGGACACGAGCUUCGUGGUCUGGAACUCGCCCGAGUUCGCCGCGCGGCUGCUGCCUGCCUACUUCAAGCACAGCAAUUUCUCCAGCUUCAUCCGGCAGCUCAACACCUACGGAUUCCGUAAAAUAGAUCCAGAGCGAUGGGAAUUCGGUAACGAGUACUUUGUCAAGGGGCAGAAACACCUGCUGAAGAACAUCUACAGGCGGAAGCCUAUCCACAGCCACAGUCAUCAACCAGGUGCGCUGCCUGAUAACGAGCGUUCAUUCUUCGAAGACGAGAUCGACCGGCUUGCACGAGAGAAAGCAAACCUACAGGCUGAGCUCUGGAAGUCCAAGCAGCAGGAGUCCGGAACCAUGUUCCAGAUUGAAGCCCUGGAGCGACGAGCGGUCGACAUGGAGCAGCGGCAAGGCAAGAUGAUCGCCUUCCUGCAGCAGGCCAGCAAGAACCCUCACUUUGUCGGUAAGCUUGUCAAGAUGGCAGAGGCAUCCUCGAUGUUCGCAGACGCUUUGCACAAGAAGAGAAGGCUAUCCGGGUUAGACUACGCCGUCGAGGCCACGGAAACGGCUAGCUUCUGCGAUGACCAUAGCCCCACUUCCAGGCAAGAAACGGGCAACCUUCUGAACCAGCACUUCUCCGAUAAGCUCAAGUUGGGGCUCUGCUCCGCGGCGGCAGAGAGCAACCUCGUCACCCUGAGCACCCAAAGCUCGCACGAAGACAACUGUAGCCCGCAUGGCAGGCAUCCUCCAGGGCAUGAAGGAAUGGGGACAGGACGCCUUCCUCUGGUACCACAGAUGAUGGAGCUCUCCGAUACCGGGACGUCCAUCUGCCCCUCCAAGAGCUCGUUCUUCACGCCGGCUGUAAACGACGAAGGGCUGUCGCCGUGCCAUCUGAGCCUAACUCUAGCGUCGUGCUCGAUGGAUGUCGACAGAGGUCAAGCGUCCAAUGCAGACGGGAGCACCACCGUCGACGAGGGAAGCGACAACCCACCGGAGGCCACCACAGCUGCCAUGGGCGUUAACCAGAAGGCAUCAGUCGAUGCCGGCACAGCGGAAGCACUGAGGCCACGAGAGGAUAUGCGGGUGGCCACCGAGCCGGCAGCUCCUGUCAAGGCGAAUGACAACUUCUGGGAACAGUUUUUGACGGAGAGGCCGGGAGACGCGAGCUCUGGCCCGAGGGAUCCUUCCAUGGACAAGGAGCAAACGGAAAGGGGGGAGAAGGAUGACACGGAACAGCUGAAACUCUGA